Molecule: messenger RNA, 1570 nt
Organism: Glycine soja
Lineage: Eukaryota; Viridiplantae; Streptophyta; Magnoliopsida; Fabales; Fabaceae
Product: 11-oxo-beta-amyrin 30-oxidase-like
Exons: 5
Coding region: 146-1147 (333 amino acids)
Molecular function (GO): oxidoreductase activity, acting on paired donors, with incorporation or reduction of molecular oxygen; monooxygenase activity; iron ion binding
Source: RefSeq, a predicted model, not a curated record
GAAACGUGGUUUCUCAUAUUGGUACCUGUGGUUGUGCUAUGGUGUUGUUGGAAGCUACUAAACUGGGUGUGGUUGAGGCCAAAGAGAUGGGAGAGGUACAGGCUUUUGGUUGGAGACGCUCGGGAAAUGUUUAGGGUUCUCAUGAAUGCUGCCAAAUCUCAACAAUCCACAAGUUUUCUCUCAAAUGAUACGGACGCAUCACCGCAUAUCACAACCUUUAACCAUCACAUUGUCAACAAAUUUGCUACGCAAAAAAUCAGUUUUUUGGGAAGGUUCCAAACCAAAAGUGAUCAUCACAGACCCUAACCAAAUCAAAGAAGUCUUCAACAAGAUCCAAGACUUUGAGAAACUUAAGUUGAGCCCCAUUUUCAAGUUGUUGGGUAAUGGGCUUGCAAAUUUAGAAGGCGAGAAAAGGAAGAUGCAUCGAAAGAUCAUCAACCCUGCUUUCCAUUUAGAAAAAUUGAAGGUUAUGUUACCAAUAUUUCUUGAAUGUUGUGAUAAUAUGGUUUCCAAAUGGGAAGGGAUGUUAUCUUCAAAUGACAAAUGUGAAAUUGACGUGUGGCCUUUCCUUCAAAAUUUAACAUGUGAUAUUAUAUCUAGAACAGCAUUUGGAAGCAGUUAUGAAGAAGGAAAAAGAAUAUUUGAACUUCUGAGAGAACAAGCUGGACUUAUUAUGAAAUCACGAAGUGCUUACAUUCCAGGAUGGUGGUUGCUACCAACAACUUCAACUAAGAGGAUGAAAAUAAUCGAUAUUGAUAUACGAGCAUCACUUAAAGGUAUCAUCAACAAACGAGAGAAUGCAAUAAAGGUUGGUGAAAUCUUGAACAAUGACCUGUUGUUCAUGCUUUUGGAAUCAAACCGUAUGGAAAUACAAGAACAUGGAAACAAUAAGAAUAUUGCAAUCACUAGCCAAGAAGCAAUAGAGGAAUGCAAUGCAUUCUACAUAGCAAGACAAGAAACCACAUUUGUUUUACUAGUUUGGACAAUGGUAUUGUUGAGUAGAUAUCCUAAUUGGCAAGCACGUGCUAGGGAGGAAGUAUUGCAUGUUUUUGGCAAUCAAAAGCCAGACUAUAAUGGGCUAAGUCACCUGAAAAUUGUGACCAUGAUUUUAUACGAGGUUCUUAGGUUAUACCCACCUUUAAUUUAGUUUGCUCGAGCGAUCAAGAAUGAUGUGAAACUUGGAAACCUUUCCCUACCUGCGGGAGUGCAAAUUUCCUUACCAAUUCUAUUGAUUCACCAGGAUCGUGAUAUUUGGGGUGAUGAUGCUACAGAGUUCAACCCAGAAAGAUUUGCUGAAGGAGUAACAAAGGCAACUAAAGGCCAAGUUGUGUUUUUCCCAUUUGGAUGGGGUCCUAGAGUGUGCUUAGGCCAAAAUUUUGCUUUAUUAGAAGCAAAAAUGGUUUUGUCAUUACUCUUACAACGCUUCUCAUUUGAGCUUUCUCCUGCUUAUGCACAUGCACCAGUCACUGUGCUCACUCUUAAUCCAAAAUAUGGGGCUCAUAUUAUCUUACAUAAGUUGUAGUGUCAUCCUUUUGUAGACUUCACACUGAAUUAUCUCUAUUCCUUUUUA